AUGCUCACUUGGUGCCAAAUCUAACUGAGAAUUGCAUGCAUGUGAUAGUUUCUUCUCAAACCAGAGGAAGGAUAUCAUUCUCAUUUCUCAACACUUGACAGCCUCAGACAUUGAGAACGGAGAUGAAGAUAAAAACAAUACUAUGCUUAAUGAUGGCCAUGGCAAUGGGGUGUUUCUGCAGUGACAGCAGAGAUCCUGUGCUGCACAGGGUUGGAGGAGGAAGGUACACCUGGAAACCAAAAGUUAACUUCACAGAGUGGGCUGGUCAUGACCACUUCUACAAGGGUGAUUGGCUGUAUUUUGGUUUUGACAAGCAACUCUACACUGUUCUGGAGGUGAACAAAACAAGCUAUGAGAACUGUGUUGACAAAGACUUCAUCAUGAACAUCACAAGAGGAGGGAGAGAUGUGUUUCAACUUUUAGAGUUAAAACCAUAUUAUUUUAUCAGUGGCAAAGGGUUCUGCUUUGAGGGCAUGAAAGUUGCUAUAAAUGUUGAGGAAUUCAUACCAGAGAAGCCAGGGUCUCUUAUGACCAGCAAGGCUUUCCCAUUUCAUAAAGCAAACCACGCUUCGAUUCUAUCUCCUGGUUUCCUCAAUAUGGAAGUACUUAGGUUGGCUCUGAAUCAGAGGAUAGUCCAUAGUCAAACUGCAAGAGUUAUGCUACAGUGUGGAUCAUCAAAGGAAAAAGCUGUCUGUCUUUUGUCGCAGUUUCAAUCUUGGUUCUCCUUCAACUGUAUCAACAUGGAGCCAAUGAAUAAACUGUCAUGUCAGUCUUACAUUAUCCACUUGGAAAUUUUGAGUUGGCAGAUAGGUGCAACUGACAUUCUGAAUCAAGACCCAUUCUCUUUAACGAUCCACUAA
Prosopis cineraria is the source of this 860-nucleotide messenger RNA. RefSeq lists its product as uncharacterized. The record is from RefSeq and is a predicted model, not a curated record. The transcript has 3 exons. Gene Ontology annotation, cellular component: plasma membrane. Lineage: Eukaryota; Viridiplantae; Streptophyta; Magnoliopsida; Fabales; Fabaceae. Gene Ontology annotation, molecular function: electron transfer activity. The coding region runs from base 123 to 860 and encodes 245 amino acids.